Messenger RNA from Suncus etruscus (white-toothed pygmy shrew), 1139 nucleotides. RefSeq names its product testis expressed 261 (gene TEX261). Gene Ontology annotation, molecular function: COPII receptor activity. Gene Ontology annotation, cellular component: endoplasmic reticulum membrane; Golgi membrane; COPII-coated ER to Golgi transport vesicle. The coding region runs from base 78 to 668 and encodes 196 amino acids. Gene Ontology annotation, biological process: endoplasmic reticulum to Golgi vesicle-mediated transport. The record is from RefSeq and is a predicted model, not a curated record. The transcript has 6 exons. Lineage: Eukaryota; Metazoa; Chordata; Mammalia; Eulipotyphla; Soricidae.
GCGGCGGCGGCGGCGGCGGCGGCGGCUCCGUAUCGCCGGGGCGAAGCGCUCAGGCCCGUCCCGGCGCGGGGGUCGCCAUGUGGUUCCUGUACGCGCUGAGCUGGCUCUCGCUCUUCGUGCAAGUGGCCUUCAUCACGCUGGCCGUCGCUGCUGCCCUCUAUUACUUAGCAGAACUGAUAGAAGAAUACACGGUAGUCACCAGCAGGAUCAUCAAAUACAUGAUCUGGUUCUCCACAGCUGUGCUGACUGGCCUCUACAUUUUCGAGCGCUUCCCUACCUUCAUGAUUGGUGUGGGCCUCUUCACCAAUCUCGUCUACUUUGGCCUUCUUCAGACCUUCCCGUUCAUCAUGCUGACUUCGCCUAAUUUCAUCCUGUCGUGCGGGCUAGUGGUGGUGAACCAUUACCUGGCAUUGCAGUAUUUUGCAGAGGAAUAUUACCCUUUUUCAGAGGUCCUGGCCUAUUUCAUAUUUUGUUUGUGGAUAAUCCCAUUUGCGUUCUUCGUGUCCUUGUCGGCGGGGGAGAAUAUUCUGCCAUCCACCAUGCAGCCCGGAGACGAUGUGGUCUCCAAUUACUUCACCAAAGGCAAGCGGGGCAAGCGCCUAGGAAUCUUGGUUGUCUUCUCCUUCAUCAAAGAGGCCAUCCUGCCCAGCCGUCAGAAGAUGUACUGACUCCCCUGGCCAGGGGAUGUGGCGUGAGAUCUGGAGGGCCAGAUGGGGCCCCGAGGCUGGAAUGCCCCGGCCCUAGCCCUUUCCUGGACUCUUUCUGCAGCCCCGUCCCCACCUUCCUCAGGGCGAGCUGAUCUGGACUUGGAUCUGAUGCCACUUUAGGCCAUGACCUCAAAGGACACUGGGGAACAGGGGCAGAGUUUGCUUUGUCAGGAAAUCCUGGACCCCCUGGCUGUACAGUGGCUAAGCUCAGUCUGCCCAUCGUGCCCUUGUCCCUGUGGGCCAGGGGUUUGGGCUUAGCCAGAACUGACUGGGCACGGGCCGUGGGGCUCAAGAGCAAACAGCGAUAGAUCUCUGGGAAGAUGGCUGUGGAAGGGCCGCCGUGGCCUGCCACUCUGAAGAGAAGCUUUUGAAGUUGAACUGUGAUAUCUGGCCAAGUGCUGAUGCCCAUUUGAAUAAAGAUUCUAGAUGACA